AUGGGCGCGAUCGUUAGCAAACCACCACACCACCAACAGGAUUCCAAGAGCUCUUCAUCAAAGGCUUCCACUCAUCAUAAUGAUUCAAGGGCUAUCUCCAAGAUUACCGACAAGGGGUUGUUUUCGAAUAGUAAUAAUAAUAAUUCGAGAACUCCCUCUUCGACUGGAAACGACCAUGCAAAGUCAUCAACUAAGCAAUCAUCGCUCACCGUAGACACAACACAUAAUUCCUCUCAAAAACAACAUAUUCCUCUUUCAUCAAGUGUUUCACCAAUUACCUCAUCUUCCGAUUUAUCAUUCGGUGCCAAUAACCAAGCUCAACAGGCAGCAACAUCCAAUGUAGACUUCAAUGAAUAUGAGGAUAAAGAAUAUGAAAUGGUUGAGGAAUACGAUGAUGGAGAAAAUGUCGAACCGGCCUUCCAAAUGGAUGAACAUAUUGCUGCAUGUAUGUGCCCAGUGAUUGUAGUGGAUACAAAGACCAACAUCCACUCCAUGAACAGUUUUGGUGAAGAGUUGUUUGGAAAGACAGCUAGUGAUCUGGACGGAAAGAAUGUUUGUGUUCUACUGAGUGAAAAUAGUGCAGGAGAGUUACAGAAGCGAAUUAGAGAUUAUUUGCAACUCCGAACAAAGUCCUUACUUGCGGAGAAGAUCAUUUAUGACAUUAAGGAACCAAAAACACCAAUUCGAAAGAUUGGCAUUAGAAUUACUGAAAUGAUCAAAAGUGGAGUUCCUUAUUUCAUUUGCUAUCUGCAACCAGAAGGAUUGCAGAAAGGCAGUAACUUUGAAGACAUUCUUAAGAAUCAAAAUACAACUGUGCAAGAAGUUGAUUCAGAUGAUGACGGAGAAGGAAGUGUUGCCAGCUUAGACAAAAAAAGUAGACCUGGAGAAGACAACCCAGCGGAGGACGGCAAUGAAGGUGGAGAGGUACAACAACAGUCAUUUCAAUUUCACAGCGCUGUGACACAGCUUUCAACCAUACCUAUUGUUGCGAUUGAUUGUUUAUCAAUUGUUCAGACGUGGAAUCCAGCCGCCGAGCAUGUUUUUGGUAUUAAGGCGAGCGAAAUUCUUGGAAGCUCGCUAACAAUCAUUAUGCCUGAAGAAAUUGCUAUAAACCACAACAGCUAUGUCGAGAGAUAUGUAAGAACAGGUAUUAAGAGAGUAGUUGACAAAAUAAGAGUAGUCAAUGGAAAGCGGAAAACUGGUGAAAUUUUCCCUGUUGAGCUAAAAAUCACUGAAAUUAAGGACGAUAAGGAUCAACGAGUAUUUCUAGGAUUUGCGAGAGACAUGACAGCCGUCAUAACUAAAACGGAACAAUACAAACACUUGGCAGAACAAAUUUUCCCUGCAUCCAUAGCAACACGAGUGGUUAACGGUGAUUUAAUUCAUGAUUUCCAUGACAAUGUGACGAUCAUGUUUAGCGAUAUUGAAAACUUUAACCAGCUAUCGCUUGAGAUUUCUCCCAAAAAUUUGAUCAGCUUUUUAGAUUCCAUCUUUGAAAAAUUUGAUCAAAUUAUUCAAAAGUACUCUCUUGAGAAAAUCAAAACUAUUGGAGAUAACUACAUGUUGGCAAGUGGCCUUCCUGAGAAGAAUGACAAGUUUGCCGAAAACGCCGUUCGUGGGGCAUUUGAAAUGGCAAAAAUCGUUGCAGAAAUGAACGCAACCUCUAAAUUUAAGGUCAACAUUAGAGUUGGUUUAAGUACUGGUGAGGUUGUUGCUGGUAUUGUUGGUAAAAAGAAGCCGGCUUAUGAUGUUUGGGGAGCGACUGUUAACUUUGCAAGCAGAAUGCAAUCGACCAGUUAUACUAAUCACAUUCAGAUUUGCACAAAGACUUAUCAACUUCUGCCAAUAGAUUUGGCCCAUCUAUUUGUGCCAAGAAGCGAUGUAAAGGUAAAAGGAAUCGGUAGUUGCGACACGUUUAUUUCUGAGAAACCUGUUGUGUAA
Naegleria fowleri is the source of this 1941-nucleotide messenger RNA. RefSeq lists its product as uncharacterized. The transcript has 4 exons. Gene Ontology annotation, biological process: regulation of DNA-templated transcription; intracellular signal transduction; cyclic nucleotide biosynthetic process. Bases 1 to 1941 code for a protein of 646 amino acids. The record is from RefSeq and is a predicted model, not a curated record. NCBI's taxonomy places the organism in Eukaryota, Heterolobosea, Eutetramitea, Acrasida, Naegleriidae.